Juglans microcarpa x Juglans regia is the source of this 4978-nucleotide messenger RNA. RefSeq names its product probable phospholipid-transporting ATPase 4. The record is from RefSeq and is a predicted model, not a curated record. NCBI's taxonomy places the organism in Eukaryota, Viridiplantae, Streptophyta, Magnoliopsida, Fagales, Juglandaceae. The transcript is spliced from 11 exons. Gene Ontology annotation, biological process: phospholipid translocation. The coding region runs from base 1214 to 4978 and encodes 1254 amino acids. Gene Ontology annotation, cellular component: plasma membrane. Gene Ontology annotation, molecular function: ATP hydrolysis activity; magnesium ion binding; ATP binding.
GUGUCAAUAAAGAAGCCUGCAAGUCAGAUUUUGUUUUUUUCUCAUUAUUUUUCUCCUUUAUUAUUCUGUUUUCCUUCUCCGCAAUACUAAGAGGGCGGUGAUCACCUUGUAGCGUGAUGGUCUUUGCUCCCUCUCACAAGAUCCUUAUUUUAUUCAUCACCUGGGGCUGCCGGCCUUUCCAUCUUAGACAAAUUACUUAUUUUCCCUCAACUCUUAAGGGAUCAUAUUCAGCAGCUUUGGGUUCCAUACACAAUACUUUAUUCAAAACCCAAGUAAGAGGAAGAUUAUAAUAAUCGAAAGAUGGUUCCAAAUGAGUGAUGAUUCGAUCGUGAGAGUAAUAUUUUAAUCCGAAGCAUUAAUGGGUUUGUUGACUUGCAUUACUAAAGUCAAUUAUUCAAGUUAAUUUUAGAAUGGAGAUGCAAUCUGGGAUGAUCCAAGUGAGCGAUAGUUGAGUUUAUCAUGCAGAGCCUUGGAAUGUAGCCAUCUGAUCUACAAAAUGCUUUUAGAGCUGCAAGAUGAAUAUGGAUCAUAUCUUGAAGGCAUAUAAUGAUCGUUCUCAUGAGGAUUGUUGCUACCACUACGAAUGCUACUGUUUGCAAGAUUUGAUUGGUGAUCUCGAGGUUGUGUAAACAGAAUUAACUGGCAAACUUAAUAUACAGCUAACCGUAUGAUGUGGAAUUUUUUAUUCAUAUUGUGGGAGUGGUAAGAUUGAUUUGGCCAUAUUCAAGGCAUAUUUUAACUACAGGUAAUCUUUCGCCAUAAGGGUUUUUCGAUAAGACAUGGGUACCGUCCUCUUAUAGCGGUGGCUUUGAUGUGGCUCAGAAGGGACAUGUUGUUUAUGCUUGAAGUACGGCUGUGGAAUGCAGCGAAUGCUCACUAGAUCCAAGAAAUAAGUCCAAAGUUCGGCAUUGGGAGUUUCUUUUUCUUAAGAUAUUGAUGAUAAUGAAAGGUCGAGAAAUUCAAGAAUCACAUAAAACAAAGAAAAGAUGGGUGCAGAAAAGACAUGAUUACCAUAUGAGUGUUGUUAAUUACUUACUUUGGUGGUGCUUAAAAUUUGAUUUUUCCAUGGCUAGUUUUAGCACCAAAUCUAAGUUUCUUUAAUUCUUGAGGCUUCCAGUACUUCCUGAGGGUCCUGUCCUUGGCAUGAUAUCUGAAAAGUAUGAUUUCAUCUUGUUAGUGAGGGCUUAAUUUACAGUUUUGAUGCCUAAAUAAAAUGCCAGAGUCAUCAAGGAGAACGACUAAGGGGAAGAUAAGAUGGAGCAAACUGUACAACUUCACAUGCUUGCGACCCUCCACUGCAGAUUCUGUAGUUCAUCAAGAGCACCUUGGUCAGCCUGGAUUUUCUCGUCAGGUUCUCUGCAAUGAACCUCAACUACACAAGACCAAACCUCACAAAUACCCCAGCAAUUAUGUAUCCACAACUAAGUACAAUGUAGUAACUUUUCUUCCCAAAUCACUUUUUGAGCAAUUCCGCAGAGUUGCCAAUCUUUACUUUCUCUUGGCAGCGGUGCUGUCUGUCACUCCUUUGGCUCCUUUUUCUCCUGUAAGCUUGGUUGCUCCCUUAGUCUUUGUAAUUGGGAUUAGCAUGCUUAAAGAGGCUGUGGAAGAUUGGCAUAGGUUCUUACAGGACUUGAAUGUGAACUCUCGAACUGUAAAGGCUCGUGUAGGAAACGGCAGAUUUGCUGAGAAAACAUGGAGAGAACUUUCUGUAGGAGAAGUCAUCAAAGUUCAUAAGAAUGAAUAUUUUCCAAGUGAUCUCCUCUUUCUAUCUUCCAGCUACGAGGAUGGAAUUUGUUAUGUAGAGACCAUGAACCUUGAUGGAGAAACAAAUCUGAAAGUUAAAAGAUGCUUAGAAGCAACAUUCGGCAUGAAUGAAGAUGAAGAACUCAGCAAAUUCAAAGGCACUGUCCGUUGUGAGGACCCAAAUCCAAAUCUUUACACCUUCGUGGGCAAUUUGGAGUUUGAAAAUGAAUCAUAUGCCUUGUGCCCUGCUCAGGUGCUUCUAAGAGAUUCAAAACUUCGUAACACUGAUUACAUUUAUGGAGUAGUUAUUUUUAGCGGGCCUGAUACAAAAGCAGUACAAAACUCCACAAGGUCGCCAUCUAAACGUAGCCGGAUAGAAAAAAAGAUGGAUCAUGUGAUUUAUCUUCUUUUUUCAUUUCUUUUUUUGAUAUCAUUAGUCACCGCAAUUUCUUCUGCAUUCUUUCUGAAAUACGAGAUGGUUGAAUGGUUGUACCUUCGAUUGCAACAUGAUGACGAUCCGUUCUUCAAUCCCUUAAGGCCUGAGGUUUCUGGUUUUCUGCACUUUACGAGGGCCCUAAUUUUGUAUGGCUACUUGAUCCCCAUUUCUUUAUAUGUUUCCAUUGAAGUGGUGAAAGUUUUACAAACCAUGUUAAUCAACAAAGAUAUUGAAAUGUAUGAUGAAUUAACAUGCAAGUCUGUUCGAGCCCGAACUUCAAAUUUAAAUGAAGAACUGGGUCAGGUAGAAAUUAUUCUUUCGGAUAAAACAGGGACUUUGACUCGUAAUGAGAUGGAAUUUAGAAAAUGCUCAAUUGCAGGAACCUCAUAUGGGGGUGAUAUAAAGGAAGUUGAUCUUGCUGCAUCUAGAAGAAUGAAUAGUUGUGCUGAGACCUAUCGAUGCAGUAUGGACGAAUCCAACACUAGUCACAGCUUUGAGUUGUCUGAAUUCUCUGAGGCUGACAUCAUGGUCACUGAAAAGGCAAUUCUAGGUGGCCGAGAAGAUGGGGAGAAUCAGAGCAAUGAAAACCCAGAAAUCUCUACUGUGGGGAAGGAAUCUGUUAUCAAGGGUUUCAACUUCACGGAUGAUAGGCUCAUGAACAAUCAAUGGAUAUACAGAUCCAACUUAUUUGAUAUCAUAAUGUUCUUCAGAGUCAUGGCUCUAUGCCACACAGGCAUACCUGUUGAAGCCAAUCAGACUGAUAAGCUGAAGUAUGAGGCUGAGUCACCAGAAGAAGUGGCUUUUUUGGUAGCUUCACAAGAAUUUGCAUUCCAAUUUUUCCGAAGAACCCAAUCUGUAAUGGUUCUCAAGGAGCUGGAUCCUUCCUCUGGAAAGGUGGUGGAGAGGGAAUACAAGAUUUUACAUUUGUUGGAGUUCAGUAGUUCACGGAAGAGAAUGUCAGUCAUAGUGAGGAAUAAAGAUGGUCAGAUCUUUCUCUUUUGCAAAGGUGCCGACAGCAUUAUCUUCGACAGGCUUGCAGAAAAUGGUAAAUCAUACCAAGAAGCAACAGCUUUGCACCUUUCAAAUUAUGCAGAAGAUGGUUUCCGCACUCUAGCAUUUGCAUAUAGGAUUAUAGAGACUGCAGAAUACGAACAUUGGAACUCAAUAUUUUCAGAGGCUAAGACCACAAUAGGUCCUGAAAGAGAUGAAUUAUUAGAUAAAGCAUCUGAAAUGAUUGAAAAAGAUCUGAUUUUAUUGGGGGCUGCUGCUGUUGAAGACAAGUUACAGAAAGGGGUUCCAGAGUGCAUAGAUAAACUUGCCCAAGCAGGGCUAAAAAUAUGGCUGCUCACAGGUGACAAGAAGGAAACUGCAGUAAAUAUUGGAUUUUCUUGUAGCUUACUUCAGCAGGAUAUGAAGCAGUUCCAUAUAUGUUUGAGCAAAGAAGCUGAGACUAAGAGCCAAGUGAAGGCAAUGAAAGAAGACCUUUUAUAUCAAAUUGAAAAUUCUUACCAAGUGAUGUGUGAAGAAUGCAAUAAAGACUCUCCCUUUGCCAUGGUGGUAGAUGGAAAAGCUCUUGAAGUCGCUUUGACAGAUGGCGUAAAGAACCAGUUCUUACAGUUGGCUGUUAAUUGUGCCUUUGUUAUAUGCUGUCGAGUGUCUCCGAAACAGAAAGCGUUGAUUACUCGAUUGGUGAAAGAGUAUACGGGCAAGACAACCCUUGCCAUUGGAGAUGGGGCAAAUGAUGUUGGCAUGAUUCAAGAAGCUGAUAUCGGUAUUGGGAUCAGUGGCAUGGAAGGAAUGCAAGCAGUAAUGGCAAGUGACUUCUCAUUGCCUCAAUUCCGAUUUUUAGAGAGGUUACUUAUAGUUCAUGGGCACUGGUGUUACAAGAGAAUUUCCAAAAUGAUUCUCUACUUUGUAUACAAGAACAUUGUACUUGGCCUCACUCUAUUCUAUUAUGAAUGUUACACAAGUUUCUGUGGGGAGGUCCUAUAUGAUGACUGGUACUUGGUGCUGUUCAAUGUGAUUUUGACAUCAUUGCCAGUGAUAUCAUUAGGAGUCCUAGAGCAGGAUGUUUCCUCUGAAAUAUGCCUCCAGUUCCCUUCCCUUUAUAAACAGGGUCCAAAGAACAUAUACUUUGCUUGGAAGCGCAUCAUUGGUUGGAUAUUGAAUGGUGUGGUAGCUUCUCUAAUCAUUUUUCUUGCCAAUAUAUACAUACUCUCCUCUGCCGCAUUCCGACAGCAGGGAGAAGUUGCAGAUGUUGCACACCUUGGUGGCAUUACAUUCACAUGCAUAAUCUGGACUGUAAAUUGCCAAAUUGCUCUAGUUAUCAGCCACUUUACUUUGAUCCAACAUCUUUUUAUAUGGGGUAGCAUAUUGUCCUGGUACAUCUUCCUGCUUGUGUAUGGUGCUCUUCCUCCUGCCUACUCAAAGAAAGGAUUUCAUCUCUUCAUGGAAGCUAUUGGCAGUGCACCAGUGUAUUGGAUGAUUACAUUGAUUGUCACAGUAGUUUCUCUUCUACCAUACUUCAUGCACAUUGUCAUCCAACGUUUAUUCUAUCCCCUGGAUGAUCAUAUCCUUCAAGAAAUGAAGUAUUGCAAGAAAGAAAGUAUCAACAAUCAAGUAUGGCAAAGGGAGCAAUCCAACUCAAGGAAGAGCACCCUGAUAGGGCUUUCUGCCAGAGUUGAUGCAAGGAUUCAAUAUUUGAAAGAACACUUGCACCAGAGGACAAAAUCAAUAUAUAGAUCAGUAACAAGCAGCCCAAUAUACAAGUCAUUGACAAGCAGCCCAUUAUUUCAAUGA